Messenger RNA from Plasmopara halstedii, 1224 nucleotides. RefSeq lists its product as uncharacterized. The transcript is spliced from 2 exons. The record is from RefSeq and is a predicted model, not a curated record. Lineage: Eukaryota; Oomycota; Peronosporomycetes; Peronosporales; Peronosporaceae. Bases 1 to 1224 code for a protein of 407 amino acids.
AUGAUUAGCAGCGAGUCUAGUGACGAGGAGCUCACAACGUUGCACCAAGAAGCUGUGACAACAGUUAAGUCUGUGCGAAAGAUCAAGAAGGUCAAGAAAUCGAUAACUAAGGUUUCAACUGGCGUUACUGAGGUUAGUACGGAUCAAAAACGCCCGUUGGAAGAGUCUGAAGACCCGGAACGUGCCCAAAGACUCAAACGUGAAGCGCGUAAAAGACGUAAAGUUGAAGAGAAAAAAGCUAGAGAGGCAGAUACGAAGCUUCAAGAGAAGAAGCAAUUAGAUCAUGAGCGAGCUGUUAAGGGACGUGCCUAUACAUUGAGUAUGGCUAUCCCUGGCUCCAUUCUGGACAAUGCUCAGACCAAGGAAUUAAAAACAUACUUGGCCGGUCAAGUAGCUCGCGCUGCUGUGAUAUUUCAAGUAGAUGAGAUUAUCGUAUUUGAUGAUCAAUUGGGAAACAGUGUCAGCACUGGAGCUCCAAAGAAGCGAGCACAAGAUUGUCAUGUAUUUAUGGCUCGGAUUCUGCAGUAUUUAGAGACCCCACAAUAUUUGCGCCGUGCAUUGUUUCCCAUGCACUCGGAUUUGAGCUGUGCCGGCUUAUUAAAUCCAUUAGAUUGUCCUCAUCACCUACGUGCACACGAGUGGAGUGUGUAUCGUGAAGGAGUAGUAACAGAUCGACCAUUAAAAGAGAAAGAAGGCUCGCACGUAUAUGUUGGACUACAGCGAGAAGUAGUCGUGGACAAACGUAUUCAGCCUGGUAUACGUGUGACAGUCAAGAUUGAUGAGGCAUCAAAAGAGUUUAAAAAGAAGAUGGUAGGUACUUUAGUUUCGUCAGCCGAACCUCGCGAGCAACUUGGCAUUUAUUGGGGAUAUACCACACGAUUUGCGUCUUCACUGAGCAACGUCUGGACCAACUGUCCAUUUCCUGGUGGCUAUGAUCUUAAAGUGGGUACGUCUGAGCGUGGUAACGUCUCAGUAGAUGAUCCAGACUUCACAUUGCCAACGUUCCGCCACGCACUUGUUGUGUUUGGUGGCGUUGCUGGUAUUGAAGAGUGUGUUGACGCGGAUGAAACGCUACCAGUGAGUGGUGAGGACUCAAACACACUAUUUGACAUGUGGGUAAAUACUUGUCCAGACCAAGGCAGUCGUACGAUUCGGUCCGAAGAAGCGCUGCUUAUUUCUCUUGCAGCUCUUCGAUCUCAUGUCAAACAUAGUGGACGAGCGUAA